Messenger RNA from Arabidopsis thaliana (thale cress), 2158 nucleotides. RefSeq names its product glycoprotease 1 (gene GCP1). The record is from RefSeq and is marked reviewed. Gene Ontology annotation, molecular function: tRNA N(6)-L-threonylcarbamoyladenine synthase activity; acyltransferase activity, transferring groups other than amino-acyl groups. The coding region runs from base 175 to 1617 and encodes 480 amino acids. The transcript has 13 exons. Gene Ontology annotation, biological process: tRNA threonylcarbamoyladenosine modification. NCBI's taxonomy places the organism in Eukaryota, Viridiplantae, Streptophyta, Magnoliopsida, Brassicales, Brassicaceae. Gene Ontology annotation, cellular component: mitochondrion; mitochondrial inner membrane.
GAAAUGGUAAAGCUCAUUAUUUUUCUACUUGCUUAAAACCUCUAAACCAGGACCCAAUCACUAUGGUCAAAUUUAAACCGGUUCUGAUUUAAACCGGAUUAGGCUGCAAUCCAAACCUCAGCUCAUCUUCUGCACACAGCUCAAGUUUCCGUCUUUCUCUUUCGGUUCGGUGAAAUGGUUCGUCUGUUUCUUACACUUUCUCCGGCGAUUUCCCGAUUCAAUCUUUAUCCAGGAAUCUCUAUUCUAGCGAGAAAUAAUAAUUCUCUCAGAUUACAAAAACACCAUAAGCUUAAAACCAAAACCCCGACUUUCUCGUUAAUCUCUCCUUCAUCUUCACCCAAUUUUCAAAGGACACGUUUUUAUUCUACCGAAACAAGAAUUUCCUCCUUACCCUAUAGCGAAAACCCGAAUUUUGAUGAUAAUUUGGUUGUUCUGGGUAUUGAAACGAGCUGCGACGACACUGCCGCAGCUGUUGUGAGAGGUAAUGGUGAAAUUCUCAGUCAAGUCAUUUCUUCUCAGGCAGAAUUGCUUGUCCAAUAUGGAGGCGUCGCUCCUAAACAGGCUGAAGAAGCACACUCCCGAGUUAUCGAUAAGGUUGUGCAAGACGCGCUUGAUAAAGCCAAUUUGACCGAGAAGGAUCUCUCUGCUGUUGCUGUUACCAUUGGACCUGGUUUGAGCCUCUGUCUACGUGUUGGUGUGCGCAAGGCUAGAAGAGUUGCUGGUAACUUCAGUCUCCCAAUCGUUGGGGUGCAUCACAUGGAGGCUCAUGCUCUCGUUGCUAGAUUAGUGGAACAAGAAUUAAGCUUCCCUUUCAUGGCAUUGCUUAUAUCAGGAGGGCACAAUCUUCUAGUUCUUGCGCAUAAGCUUGGUCAGUACACACAACUUGGGACUACAGUAGAUGAUGCUAUAGGUGAGGCAUUUGACAAGACAGCUAAAUGGCUCGGCCUCGAUAUGCACAGGAGUGGUGGACCAGCUGUUGAAGAACUUGCUCUGGAGGGUGAUGCAAAGUCUGUUAAGUUUAAUGUUCCAAUGAAAUAUCAUAAAGAUUGCAACUUUUCUUAUGCUGGUUUGAAGACACAAGUGAGGCUAGCCAUUGAAGCCAAAGAAAUUGAUGCUAAAUGUCCCGUCUCUUCUGCAACAAACGAAGACAGAAGAAACCGUGCUGAUAUUGCCGCUUCUUUCCAGCGAGUAGCUGUCUUGCAUCUGGAAGAAAAAUGUGAGCGAGCAAUAGACUGGGCAUUAGAACUAGAGCCUUCUAUUAAACAUAUGGUAAUCUCUGGUGGUGUUGCUUCAAACAAGUAUGUACGACUCCGACUUAAUAACAUUGUCGAAAACAAAAACCUGAAACUUGUUUGCCCUCCUCCUAGCCUCUGCACAGACAAUGGAGUAAUGGUGGCUUGGACUGGUCUCGAGCAUUUUCGUGUAGGAAGAUAUGAUCCACCUCCACCUGCAACUGAACCUGAGGAUUAUGUGUAUGAUCUUCGACCGAGGUGGCCUCUUGGCGAGGAGUAUGCGAAAGGAAGAAGCGAAGCUCGUUCUAUGAGAACUGCACGGAUCCAUCCGUCACUUACUUCAAUCAUUAGAGCAGAUUCUCUUCAACAACAAACACAAACGUAGCAAGAAGAUUGUCUCCUGUAACUUAAAACCAGAUAUCCAAAUCCUUGUAUUCUUUUCACUGAGGAACAAACGCUUUUCCGGUUAAUUUAAUUUCGUUCAAUCAUUGGUCCCGGUUAACCUAAACCGUGUCUGGUUCAUUAUACUUUUUAGUUUAUUCCUAGUUCCAACAUUAAAUGGCGCCAACAUUGAGGAGAAAAAAAGAAGCUUGCAGAGAUCAAUUUUUCUCUAAAGAUUCAGUGGCCGUGAGGAAUUCUUUCAGCUUCAACAUAUGCUCUAAUCUUCUCAGGCAGGGAGUAAUGAUGCCUUUGCUCGUCCAUGGAAAGUCAUGGGACGUCUUUUAUCGAUAAAUCGGUUGUGGAGCGGAGUGUUCUGUAGCUUCGAGGCGGUCAGAGAUGGAUUUCCGGUCAAGAAGAUGUGGAGAAGACCAAUCGAUUGUCACAGAGUCUGUUCUGCUAAGGAGUUUUCAAAUGGAUUUGAAGAAAAAUGGCAGGCUUCAUUGUUUUAAGGUUGUUGGUCUCAAAUCCAUUUGUAUCUUUGCCCA